AUGUUCGCCCCCGACGACCCGAUUUUGGUGGCUUACCGCACAUCGAAACGCAUCUUCGGCGGAGAAGCGAUCGCCCUGGCGGCGUACGUCGACCCGCAAUUGAUGACCCCCGAGGGUAUGGAACGUCUGACCGAGGUGACCGAGCGACUUGCCAAAGUUGAUGGGGUCAACUCGGUGAUGAGUUUGAACAACAACCCCAUCUUGGAUUCGGAAGUGAUUCUCUCCGAGCAAGAGAUGAGUCAGCGGUUUAUCGAACUGAUGACGGGGUUCACUAUUGGGGCCGAUCAUGAAACUACGGCCGUGGUUUGUUUUCUCGAACCCGAGGAUAAGGCCGAAGUUUCGCGGGACGAAACGGUCGAUCAACUGCGGGCUGUGAUAGAGGAGUAUCCGCAAGGGGUUAUCACGGGCGAACCGGCCAUCGUCGUCGACGGGUUUCGUUACCUGGAAGCCGACAGUACGGUACUCGGUCGAGCUUCCACCUUGCUGCUGGUACUGACGAUCAUCCUUUGCUUUCGCAGCCUUCGCUGGGUGAUCAUUCCGCUGGUGAUUGUGAACGUGACGCUGCUCAUCACGAAGGCGAUUCUCGUGUUGGGCGGGUUUCGUCUGAGCAUGGUCAGCUCGAUGCUGUGGGCCAUUGUCACGGUGAUCGGCAUCGGAGCUGUGGUGCACAUCAUCGUUCGGUUUCGUGAGCUUCGUGCCGAAGGAAAAGACACGGGGGUCUCUUUGUCGGUGGCCAUCGCCACGUUGAUGGUGCCGAUCAUCUGGACCUGCUUUACUGACGCGGCAGGGUUCGGUUCACUGCUAUGGGCGAAAGUGGGGCCGAUUCAAGAUUUCGGCAUGAUGAUGACCAUUGGUGCCAUCCUCGCGCUGGUCAGCAUGGCCCUGCUGUUGCCGGGGCUGGCAUUGUUCGGGCGGUUCGAUACCGACCCGAAACAAGCCUGGGGUGAAGGUGGUCUUGAGUUCGGGUUGAAUCAAACGGUCAACUCCAUCGAGCGGUUUCCGAUCAUGGUUGGUGGCUCGACCGUGGUGAUUGCCGGCAUCGCCAUCUUCGGCAUCACGUGGCUGGAAGUGGAGACCGACUUCACGAAGAACUUCCGCGCGAAUAGCCCUGUGGUGAAGUCGUAUGAGUUCGUGGAAGAGGACCUCGGCGGGGCCGGCGUGUGGGACGUGCUGUUUCCCAUCGACGGUGAACUGAGCAACAAGUUUCUCGAUCGGGUUCGGCACCUCGAACAUCGUCUGCGAACCGAGGUCGUGGUAACCGACGAGAACGGCCAAGAUGUCGCCGGGUUGACCAAGGUGAUGAGCCUGGUCGAUGCGCUGGAACCUUUUGGGAACAUGACCGCUUCGAUGCCGGCGGGGCCUUUGGUCGAGCUGCUCCGCGGGGCAAUGCCGACGAUGCUGAACUCGCUGUUGGGUCAGGACCCGGACACCGGGCAGCAGUAUUACCGCAUCAUGCUUCGUGCCCGCGAGCGGCAGCCUUCGAAGCAGAAAAGCCACAUCAUCGAAGAGGUCACUCGCAUCACGCAGGAAGAAUUCCCCGAAGCUCAGGUCACGGGCUUCUUCGUGUUACUCACGCAGCUCAUCAAUAGUAUUGUCCGCGAUCAAUGGGUCACGUUCUCCAUCGCCAUCGUCGCGAUCGGCAUCAUGAUGCUGAUCGCGUUUCGAAGCAUUCGGCUGGCGCUCAUUGCCCUGGUGCCCAACGCUUUGCCCAUCUUGGUGCUGACAGGCUUGAUGGGUUGGGCCGGACUGCGGAUCAACAUGGGGGCCGCUAUGAUCGCCGCCGUAUCGAUGGGGCUCUCGGUCGAUUCUUCGAUUCACUACCUCACCGAAUUCCUGCGGGUACGCAAGCGGGGCUUCACCGUUCACGAGGCCCUGAUGCAUGCCCAUCAAACGGUCGGGCGGGCGAUGGUGUUUUCGACCAUCGCGAUCAUGAUCGGGUUCAGUGCACUGACGCUCAGUCAGUUCAUCCCGCUGGUUUACUUCGGCGUGCUGGUCAGCCUGGCCCUGGCCGGCGGCACCGCGGGCAACCUUAUCGUGCUGCCCCUGUUGCUGCAGACCAUCGAGCGCCGAUUGCGGCCGGCGGUUUCGUGGUUGAGGGCACCCUUGAUGCAGAAAGAUGUCAAACCGUGGAGUAUCGUUGACGCCACCGAACUCUACGAAGUGGAGGGCUGGGGGAAGGGCUACUUCUCGAUCCACCCGAACGGCCACCUUCUCGUUCAUCCGAACAAGGACCCCGAUCAAUCGAUCGACUUGAAGCAACUGAUCGAUCAACUGCAGCUACGUGGGAUUGAACUCCCCAUCCUGAUUCGCUUCGCCGAGAUGCUGAACCACCGCAUUGGUGAAAUCUACUCGGCCUUCGACCAGGCGAUUCGCGAUCACCAGUACCAGGGCCGGUACACCUGUGUCUAUCCGAUCAAGGUGAAUCAACAACGGCCCGUGGUCGAAGAGGUGCUCGAGUUCGGCGAAGCGCACGCCUUUGGACUCGAAGCCGGAUCGAAGCCGGAACUUUUGGCCGUGAUGGCGGUGGCUUCGAACAGCACGCCCAUCAUUUGUAACGGCUUUAAAGAUGCCGAAUUCAUCCGCCUGGCGAUGUUGGCUCAUAAGAUUGGCCGCAACAUCACGCCAGUGGUCGAAAAGUAUACUGAGCUGGAGUUGAUUCUCCGCUACGCGCGCGAGUUGGGCGUUCGCCCCAGAAUUGGCGUGCGGGUGAAACUGUCGAGCCAGGGAAGUGGGCGGUGGAAGUCUUCAGGCGGCUAUCGCUCGAAGUUCGGGCUGACCGUGACCGAGGUGUUGCGGGCGGUCGAGGAACUUCGCAAGCACGACAUGCAAGAUUGCCUGAAGAUGCUGCACUUCCACCUGGGCAGCCAGAUCACCAACAUUCGUAUCAUCAAGUCGGCCCUGGACGAAGCCUCGCGAAUUUACUGUGGGUUGGUCAAAGCUGGGGCGGGGCUCGACACCCUUGAUGUUGGCGGCGGGCUGGGGGUGGAUUACGACGGUUCGCAAACCAACUUCGAGUCGAGUGCGAACUACACCCUGCAAGAGUAUGCCAACGACGUGAUCUAUCACGUUCAACGGGUGUGCCAGGAUUCCGAUGUGCCUUCGCCGAACAUUGUUUCGGAAAGCGGACGGGCCAUUGUGGCCUACCACAGUGCGCUGGUGUUUGGUGUGUUGGGGGUUUCAGGGCUUGGCGAGAGCGAAGUUCCGGCGGCAGUGACUGAGGAAACCCAGCAACCGAUCAAAGACUUGAUUACCACCCACGAGCAGCUAACCCAACGCAAUGCUCUGGAGAGUUAUCACGACGCCCAGCAAUUGCAGGAAAUGUCGAUGAGCUUGUUCCGCACCGGGCAUCUUUCCUUAGCGGAACGCUGCCAGGCCGAGAACCUGUUCUGGGGCAUCUGUCGCAAGAUUUAUCGCAUUACUCAAGAAAUGGACUUCGUGCCCGAGGACCUGACGGGGCUCGGCGCACUGUUGGCCGACACUUAUUUCUGUAACUUCUCGUUGUUCCAGUCGAUCCCCGACAGUUGGGCCAUCAAGCAGUUGUUCCCGGUGAUGCCCAUUCAUCGACUCGACGAGCGGCCGACUUCCCGCGCGGUGUUGGGCGACAUCACUUGCGAUUCCGACGGCAAGAUCGAUCAGUUCAUCGACCGUCGCGAUGUGAAACGCGUGUUGCCCCUGCACAGCUAUAAGAAAGAGCCCUAUUACCUGGGCACUUUUCUGGUGGGUGCCUAUCAGGAAAUCUUGGGCGACAUGCACAAUUUGUUCGGCGACACCAACGCAGUGCAUGUCAGCAUCGACGCGAGCGGAGAAGUUGAACUGCAACACGUAAUUCAGGGCGACACCGUGCGCGAGGUGCUGAAAUACGUUCAGUUCGACGGCGAAGCCUUGGUGCGGCAGCUACGCAAAUCGGUCGAAGUUGCCGUGCGAGAAGGUCGCAUCGACUUGGAACAAUCGGGGCAGUUGCUUCGUGACUACGAACGGGGCCUGCAGGGUUACACCUAUCUGACGGGCGAUCCCGAAUAG
Messenger RNA from Cladocopium goreaui, 4020 nucleotides. Lineage: Eukaryota; Dinophyceae; Suessiales; Symbiodiniaceae. The record is from the annotation of a GenBank genome assembly.